This is a messenger RNA of Pogonomyrmex barbatus (red harvester ant), 1005 nucleotides long. RefSeq lists its product as uncharacterized. Lineage: Eukaryota; Metazoa; Arthropoda; Insecta; Hymenoptera; Formicidae. The record is from RefSeq and is a predicted model, not a curated record.
AUGCUAAUCACCGAUACGUUGAAAAAACUAUUGGAAAAAUGUGCGUUCGAUAUAGUGGGACCACUACCCAUUACAAACGCUGGAAAUAAAUAUAUCUUAACAUUCCAAGAUAAAUUGACGAAAUUUAGCAAAGCGAUUUCAAUAAAGAAUCAAGAAGCAAAUACGGUGGCAAAAGCCUUUGUCACCAAAAUAAUUGUCGAAUAUGAGAUUCCCGACAAAAUUCUGACUGAUCAAGGUUUCGAAAAUCGGGAACACGGUCCGGAGCACUCCGGUAACGAGUCGUGUGAUCACUUGAAUUUUAAAUCUUGGCAACUGAUCAUUAAAAGCAUCAACAUACCUGCUACUGUAAAAGUUAACGGCACUGAUUACAUUAUCCUUGAUUGUGAUUAUGAUCUUGAGAAUACAUCGAGCAAAGGUCUCGUUGUCAAAUGGUUUUUCAACACUAAUCAAGUAGUUUAUCAAUGGAUAUAUGGCAGAAAUCCUUUGGCAGACGAACCUGCCGCAAAAUACAUUGAUCUAACCUACAAAGCCAGCGAUGAUCCAUACACUGAAUAUCGAGCCAUAAAAUUGAAUAAGCCAGGCAUCGAUCUUACUGGCGAAUAUACAUGUGUUAUAUCUACUUUCGCAGAUGAACGAACAGCAAAUGCAUCAAUGAUAGUUUAUUCUACGGAGGAAAAAUUCGAUCUUAUAUAUAAGAAAAGGAUUAUAGAUGACAAAGAUGGAGUUGAGAUAACAUGUGCGGCUGAAGGACUUUAUCCUCAACCAACUUUAGAAAUUUCUGUCGAGAAUAUUCCAAAGAAGCAAACUGAAAAUUUCGCCAUAACAUUGCGUGAUGAUGGAUUGUACAAUAUCUUAUCACGUAUCGCCUUACUGGACGAAGAUUUACCAGAAACAACGAUUAUUAAAUGCUUACUCGGCAUAUCAAAAGCAUCGUACAAGGUUUCUCGCAAAACUGUCUAUUAUACUGUGGGGAUUGGAGAGGAAGAUUGAAGUGAAUUGAAGAUU